Molecule: messenger RNA, 633 nt
Organism: Salarias fasciatus (jewelled blenny)
Lineage: Eukaryota; Metazoa; Chordata; Actinopteri; Blenniiformes; Blenniidae
Gene: tmem11
Product: transmembrane protein 11
Exons: 2
Coding region: 46-609 (187 amino acids)
Biological process (GO): inner mitochondrial membrane organization
Cellular component (GO): mitochondrial inner membrane
Source: RefSeq, a predicted model, not a curated record
UCAGGGCUGUGUUACGUCAACUGCAAUCACAGUUGUAUCUCCAACAUGGCGUCGCUGGGAAGGAGGCGCGGUGUCCCAGUAAGCAGGGAGAGGGGAGUGAUGGCAGCGUCCGACUGCUACAUUGUGCACGAGAUCUACAACGGGGAGAAUGCGCAGGACCAGUUUGAGUAUGAGCUGGAGCAGGCACUGGAGGCCCAGUAUAAAUACAUUGUUAUCGAGCCCACGCGGAUCGGAGACGAGACGGCCCGUUGGAUUACUGUGGGCAACUGCCUGCACAAGACGGCUGUGUUGUCAGGCGCCGCUUGCCUCCUGACACCGCUUUCACUGCCCGUUGAAUACUCGCGCUAUGUGGCGCUUCCUGCCGGCGCCCUCAGCGUGGCCUGUGCUGCUCUCUACGGGAUUUCAUGGCAGUUUGACCCCUGCUGCAAGUACCAGGUGGAAUAUGACAGCCAAAAACUGUCGCGGCUGCCUCUGCAUACACUGACCUCCUCGACACCCGUGGUACUGGUACGCAGGGAUGACAUCCACAGAAAGAGACUCCAUAACACGAUAGCAUUGGCGGCCCUGGCCUAUUGCGCCAAGAAGAUCUAUGAACUCUAUGCCGUAUGAGUGCGCUCUGAAGAGAAUUUACGA